UCAUCUGAAACAUCUAAUGCUUCCGGAGCUGCCGGCGGCCAUGUUGGCUACCAGCAGCGAGCUGCAGGAUCCUGGAGAUGAUCUCAACCAGCUGGUCAGCCUUCUCCGGCAAAGGGUCUACACCGGAGAGCCAUUCGCGGCCGACAGCUUCAUCCAGGAGGCGGACGUCUACUCGGCUGCCCCUGCGGACCUGGUCCGCCACCAUGCUCUGGGCACGGACCUCGGCGAGGGCAAAGGAAUGGCGUGGUACUUCUGCAGCCCCGCUGAUUACCACCAGACCAGGACCCCUUUUGCGCGGAGGCGGAAACGCAUGGUUGGCGACGGCGGUGGCGCUGGCGGGACGCGCUGGCACGUGGAGAAGGCGGUUUCAAUUCUGGGCCCAGACAAUAAAUCCGUUGGGGCUUACAAGCGCACGCUCUCCUACGUGCAGAAGAUCAAGAACCCACCUGGUACGGCGCGAAAACCAUCUGGUAACAAGUCUCUUGGUUGGAUCAUGGUGGAAAUUGAGCUCGAGCAAAAGGAGGGUCCUGACGUCCCCGACCAGCAGCUGGUGCUCUGCAAGGUGUACAGGUCGCCGCGCACGGAUACCGGGGAAGCCGGCGUGCCAUGUAUUCCAGCGCCCCCUCCAGCUGCAUCCAUGUCGCCGUCGUCGUGUCAUAGCCAGAAGGUAGCAGUGGAAUGUAAGACCACACUAGACUACAAUUUUCGCUCCCCUGGGGUUGGCCGGAAGCCAGCUCUCUCCCCUCGUAAGCCUGGCACCCAGUGUAGGCCGCCGAUGGGAGGGAAAAUCACAACCGGGGUAGCAAUUGUGAAGAAAGGGUCGGUAACCAUUUCCUCGGCGGUGCACGUGGUGAUGAAGUUCUGUGGGUCAUCGAUGAAGUCGGCCGAUCAUAUGAAGGAGAUGGCCAAGCUCGUCUUCAACUUUCCAGCGGGAGGUGGGAAUCCCGUGGUUGUUCUGUCCGCGAUUGGGAAAACCACCACCAACCUUCUCGUGGCAGCAGGAAAGGCGCUGAGCUGCAGCACCAAAGAGGCGAGCAAAAUCCACGAGCUCGCAAUCACAAAGGAGAUGCAUUUCAGGAUGAUUGAUGAUCUAGGAUUGGAUAGGUCGAUUAUUUCAGGUUCAUUGGAUGAGCUGGAACGUGUUUUUAUGGCCAUUGCUAUGAUGGAAGAGCUGACUUCUAAGACACGAGAUUACAUUGUUUCCUUUGGUGAAAACGUGUCUACAAGAAUAGUUUCUGCAUAUUUAAAUAAACUUGGGAAAGGGACAUGUCAGGACUGGGAAUCAUAUGCCGUCAAUACUUGUGGAAGGGGUGGUGCCGACUUGACUGCGGCUACCAUUGCCAGGGACAUGGGAGCAAGAGAAAUCCAGGUUUGGAAGGACGUGGACGGUGUGCUGACGUGUGAUCCUACUGUUUGUACAAAUGCGAUACCACUUCCCAACUUGACUUUUGAUGAGGCAGUUGAACUCGGUUUGUUUGGUGCACUGUCAAUGCAACUUGCUAUGGAAGGUGGCAUCUCAAUUAUAAUUAAGAACUCGUACAACCCCGAAGCACCUGGUACCGUGAUUACUAAAACAAGAGAUAUGAGCAAGAGUGUAUUAACCAGCAUUGUAUUGAGGUCAAAUAUUACCUUCUUGAAACUAGAGAGCACAAGGAUGGUAGACCAGUCUGCUUUUUUAGCAAUGUCCUUCUCAAUAUUUGGAAAUUUGGGCAUAUCUGUUGACUGUGUGGCUAUUAGUGAAGGCAAGCUAUCCUUGAUAGCAAUUCCACCAAAACUGUCAAGUCGUGAAUUGGCCCAGCUGGAGCUUGAUAUUGUAGUUGAAGAGCUUCAGAAAAUUUCAGUUGUUGAUCGACUAAAGGACAGAUCAGUCAUCUCCCUGAUAGGAAACACACAGAUGUCGGCAAUAAUUCUUGUAAAGGCGUCCAAUGUUCUGUGGAGUACUGGUGUGAAGGUCCAGAUGAUCUCGCAAGGGUCGUCCAACUCUGAUGUGUUGAAGGUUUCCCUGGUGGUCCAUGAUAGUGAGGCAAAAUAUUGUGUACAGGCCCUCCAUUCAGCGUUCUUUGAGAACAGCUACUUGUCAGAGUUGGAGAGAGCGGAGAACAAGUGCCAAAUCCCGGCAUAUUCAUCCACGUCAGCCAGCUCCGGCAUCAUCGUGAAGAGGAAGGCAGUGGAUGACCACCCGGAAGCUUCAACAAGGCAGAGGACGACGAGUGCGGAACCAAGUGGACAUGAGGAAACAGAACCCCGGUUGCCCGAGGGUGACAACGGUGAUCCGACAGAGGUCUUCCAAUGUAUAAGUGACGACAACAUUCCACCCGUCACAAGUCCAUCGAUGUGCUAUGCAGACAUGGACAUGGAUCGCUUGCUCUCUGAGGAAAUGCCCAUCGCAGGCGAUGCCAGCGGGGACUGGAGCAAGUACUUUUUCGGUGUGUUUGAUCACUUUGAUGGCGGUUAUGACACUAACUGGAUGCUCUCUGGAGGUAACGACGGCGAGGGUCCGUCCGGGGUUGGCUCCGGUGUACCUGAAGAUGACGCGAACCCAGUGCUGCCUGAGCAGCCAAAUGAUCCCCUAGCUGCUAGCUGAAACUAUCACUGACAGAGCUGCUUCGCUCGUCCAGCAGCGACAUGUCUUUCUUCCCUGUCCACGGCCGGUGUUUGCAGCAUCAGAAUGAGUCCAAAAGUUGUUGGGUUGUGGCUGUAUCCUGGCUGGGAGUUGGUGUUACAUGUGCAGAGCAGUGGUCGAUCCUGGGACGAGGUUGCAUAUGUGUUAUCAGUUUCCAUCCGAAAAAGGUACAUGUACAACAGGGGAAUAUUGGUCUUCUCUAAGAGAAGCCAUGGGAUUUUUACAGAGUCCGAAAAAGAUUAUCUAAAAGAUAGAGGGAUUGUCUUUUCUUAAA
Lolium perenne is the source of this 2897-nucleotide messenger RNA. RefSeq lists its product as uncharacterized. The record is from RefSeq and is a predicted model, not a curated record. Gene Ontology annotation, cellular component: cytosol; chloroplast stroma. Gene Ontology annotation, molecular function: aspartate kinase activity; DNA binding. Gene Ontology annotation, biological process: L-homoserine biosynthetic process; regulation of DNA-templated transcription. NCBI's taxonomy places the organism in Eukaryota, Viridiplantae, Streptophyta, Magnoliopsida, Poales, Poaceae.